Penicillium cataractarum is the source of this 1131-nucleotide messenger RNA. RefSeq lists its product as uncharacterized. The record is from RefSeq and is a predicted model, not a curated record. NCBI's taxonomy places the organism in Eukaryota, Fungi, Ascomycota, Eurotiomycetes, Eurotiales, Aspergillaceae. Bases 1 to 1131 code for a protein of 376 amino acids. The transcript has a single exon.
AUGGUCGAACUCAUCAACCCUCCAGACCCACGAACUCUUCUCCCUCCACUCCUCGCCUGCCUCCCCACAGCCUUUGUCUCUCCACGCCCUCCACCAGCUCUCCUCCCCCUCCUCUCUCCUAUUCUCCGCCAGCGUAUUCAAAUCCUUACCUCAGUCUCCACUUCCUCCUCAGACUCGUGGCUUCGCCUUCUCUGCUGGGACGCCACCAAGGCAGAGCGUGUGCAAAGCAUCGUCGAUGAUGCGACCUUCGAGCCACACCCGGUCUCUGGCGAGAUUGAGCUUCCCACCGAGAUCCCGGUGACCUACAAACGCAUCGAUGACGAGACACUACGUGCCCAGGUACUCCUGCCCGAGUACAGAUUGACCGUCGUCUACCUCUGGUGUCCGGACGACGAACAAGGCGGUGGCCGUGGCUGGCGUGUGGCGGAACUACUUCCGCGCGAGGGCCCCGCCGAAGACGAGAGCUCGUGGUCCUCCUCGAUCGGCGAGGCCAAUGAUCAGGCCAAGGAGAAGCUUCUCGCUGAUGCUCUGGACGACGGGGCCGAGACGCAGCCCGUGGACAAUCGCCUAGCCGAGGACGAUGACGAUGACGACGAUUACUGGGCUCAGUAUGAUGCGACGCCGGGUAACAAGACCCCCGCCCCUCGCGCGGGUUCUUCAAACAACCAGCCCUCGGGUCUCUCCGAGGCAUCCUACUUCUCACAGUACGGUAACGUCCAACCCGCCAUGGAUAACCAUGACCCGGAAGAAGAGCAACCCGAGGUUGGCCCGUCCUCGCUGAACGGCGACAUGCUCGCGAGCCUGCUGCGGCGUCAAGUGAACGGCCUCGAUGACACCGCACCUCGCACAAACGGCUACGCAGCCGGCGAAGUCCCCAGCGACGCAGCUGCCCGCUCCCUCAGCCACCCACGCCCGGCAUCCGCCUCGUCCGGUAGCUCCGAUGCCGUGGCCAAGCUGGAGCAGGAAGCCGAGAGCCAGAGUACUUACGAAAUAGGCGUGAAGCAGCACAUCUGCACCAGCAUCAAAAGCUUGUUCCGACUGGCCAAGGCGACUGGAAUGUCGCGGGUCGAUUUCCAAAGCAUGGUGCGGACGGAGUUGGAGCUGCUGGAUGUGACGGAUGUCGAUGAUUGA